CCGCCUCAGAUCAUACCGGUUGCUUGGCGUGGCUAGAUGCCAGAGACCCUCGGACCGUAGCGUACAUAUGCUUCGGGACGAUAGCAAUGCCGUCGCCCGGCGAGGUGGCGGCUCUCGCCGAGGCCCUGGAAUCCACCGGAACCCCGUUCCUGUGGUCGCUGAAGGAGCACAUGAUGGUCCACAUGCCCGAGGGGUUCCUGGAGAGGACGGGGGCGCAGGGGAAGAUCGUGCCAUGGGCGCCGCAGAGCCGGGUGCUGAGCCACCCGGCGUACGGGGCGCACGUGACGCACUGCGGGUACAACUCAGUGUUCGAGAGCGUGGCGGGGGGCGUGCCAAUGAUAUGCAUGCCGUCCUGGGCGGACAACGCGAUGAACGCGAGGAUGGUGAAGGAAGGGUGGGGGAUCGGAGUCGGCGUGGGAGUGGAGGGAGGAGGGGCGAUCACGAAGAGCGGGAUGACGAAGGCGUUGGAGGCGGUGCUGAGGGGCGAGGAAGGGAAGGAGAUGAGGAAGAAGGUUGGCGAGCUUAGAGCGAGAUUGGCGGAGGCUGCUGGGCCUGGUGGGAGUGUUGAAGCUGAUUUCAAGGUCCUUGUGGAGCUGAUUUCUGCUGCUUGA
Molecule: messenger RNA, 611 nt
Organism: Eucalyptus grandis
Lineage: Eukaryota; Viridiplantae; Streptophyta; Magnoliopsida; Myrtales; Myrtaceae
Product: myricetin 3-O-rhamnosyltransferase UGT77B2-like
Exons: 1
Coding region: 87-611 (174 amino acids)
Molecular function (GO): UDP-glycosyltransferase activity
Source: RefSeq, a predicted model, not a curated record